Molecule: messenger RNA, 2406 nt
Organism: Pangasianodon hypophthalmus (striped catfish)
Lineage: Eukaryota; Metazoa; Chordata; Actinopteri; Siluriformes; Pangasiidae
Exons: 2
Coding region: 240-716 (158 amino acids)
Source: RefSeq, a predicted model, not a curated record
CUCACUCAUUGCUGAUAGCUCCUAAUAAGCUGGGCACGACGAAGGGGAAGGGGCUCGUCCAUAAUAUUAGUCCAGUGUAGACCCACCACUAACAAGAGUUCAGUUCUGUUAGCUAGAUUAAGUGGUAGAACUCUUAAAGUAGCUAAAAAAACAGAAGACAAAGCUGUCCAGCUGAGAAAGUGCUUUAAGUAAUAGAGCAAUACCCAAGACAGUGUUCUUCAAGAAGUAAUUCUAAGAGAAUGGAAGUAGUCCUGACCAGACUUAGAGAUUUCUCAUGUAAGGAAGCUAGCUUUGAAGAUUGCAAAGCAGCAGUGAGCUUCAGAGAGCAGCCAAUGGCAGAAGAAACAUGCAGGGACGAGAGGGUGAACUGUGAUCAUGCUGGGCGUCUGGACAUAGAGAGUGCUUUGGCCUGGCUGAGACGAGAGCUGAUGGAGUUGCGCUCUCAGGACCAGGCUCUGAUCCGGCAGCUCAUGGACCUCCACGCAGGUAUUCAGGAGCUGAAGCAGGAGUGUGCGGUGGACGACGAGGAAGAGGAGGGGCCGGAUGAAUAUGAAGAACAGUCCUGGGACUCUGAUAGUGAAGCUGAGGGGAGCAGUACUUCCUCUUAUUCAGGAGAAAUGUCCUUUUGCUCAUCCAUCUACUCUAACUUCUAUACUAGUCCACUAGCACACUCCCUGUCUAAGAGGACCAUUGGCCGUCGUAGUUCAGUGCCUUAACAAACUCCUAGCUUCUGACACACUGAGGCUUUCAUUCACACUGUUGUCACAUAAUCUCUUGAAGUAUUACUAACUGCAUUCAAGAGAACAUAAUAGUAGGUUAUUAUACAGCUAGGAUGGGGGUUGCGUUCUGGAAAAACAUGUUUAAAUGGGUUUCAGAGCAAAUCACAAGUUCAGAGAAGGGUGGAGUGCUGUUUACUGUGAACUCUGUUUAUUAUCACAGGUCUCAGUCUGACAAGGUCUUGUGAGAAAGGCUGCUAUUAUCAUUUUAUUUCACUGACAAACCUUGUUUUAAGUCACUCAGUAGAUGUAUAGAUAUAUAGCUGGGUCCAAAAGUCUGAGACCACUAGUGAAAAUGCUUCUGUUUGGCAUUGUUUUCUAAUGUAAUACAACAAUUCUCUUUACAAAUUAUUUUAUUGACAACACCCUGAGUGAAAAAUAGAAUCUUAGUGUUUGGUAUGUGCCCUUUUUGCUUUAACGACUGUGUGCACUGUCACUUGUGUGCAGAAGUUUGUGUAAAACCUGAUGAUCCAUUUUAGAUCAAAUCCAUCGGAGUAUCAUCUGAACAUGUGCUUCAGUGGAAGGGAUAAGUCUCAUGGAAAAUCUGACCUUUUGUCCAAAGUAGUUAACUUGGUCAGUAAUUUGUGAAAAAUGUAAUUAGUGACCUAGUAAUUUUGCAGAAUUUUGGGUAUUGAAUAGUCAAGAUGUUGCACUUUUUUUAUUGCAGAAUUUUUCAAAAUUCAAAAAAUUUUUUUAGUUCCAGGUUUAUAUAAAAAAACUAAAAAAACAACUUUUGGACUCAUAUAUAUAUAUAUAUAUAUAUAUAUAUAUACGCAUAUAUAUGUAUGUGUGUGUGUGUGUGUGUGUGUGUACAUCACAUUUAAACACAUGCAAUAUGUCUGACUCACUACUGUUAGUAGCUGCAGAUGUCUGACUUUUUCAAUAGUAACUGAAGAUUGAAUGUUUGACUUCAUGACGUGGAACUUCAUGUCACAUAAAGCUGAAACCAGGGUGGCCUUCACUAGUCAGACUUUUUUCUUUCAGUAUGAUAAAGUGUGAUUUAUUAUAUGCUAAAGUAACGCCCUUUGCAUAUUUGCAUUCGCUAGAUCACACCCGACUUUCUGCAUGCAUCUCUGCUGAAUGUAGAUUAGGUGAUGAAAACUAAACUCUAAAACUAAAAGGAAACAUUUUAACAUUUCACCAAAACUCUUUCAUCAAAAUCUGUGCCUUCGGGGACCUCGGGAAAUUUGAGCUCAAACACACCAUAUAUUCACUAAUAGAAUAUCCAAGACAUGGAUUUCUCAGAAUAUACACGUGUGUAUAUGUGUGUUCGAAAUUCUAUAUGAUCAAAACAGAUUAUUAUCCCAAUAUAUAUAAAUUGCAAAAGCACUGGAUCUUACACACAUUCUUACUGCAAAGUCUAAAACCUAGACGAGAACAGACUCAUUAUAUUGGCUCUAUCUAUGCCAGGAAUGAAUAAGCUAGAAAAAGAACAUGUACAUUUAUGGAGUUAGGAUAAGGAUAAUGUAGUUAAAUUAAAUGUGAGUUAAUGUAGUCUAUAAUAUUGUGAUUUUUCUGGUUGUGAAUAUAUGUUUUCAUGAAAAUAUUCAUUUUGGAAAUCCAUGAAAAAGUCUCAUUUAUUUAUUGGUUUGGUAAUUUGUUUUAUUCAGCAAUAAAAACUUCAAAUAUA